CGCAUCCUUACCAACACUGGGCCCUGCAGAAAAUAAAUGGGACUUUACUUCAGACUUAAGGUAGACUCUAGAGUGAGCCUUAUCAGCCAAGAAAGAUCUGGUUUCCGGGGUUGAUUCUUGUAAGGUGGUUUGAGAUCACCUCUUCUGCCCAAGUCAAUGGAUGGAUUAAAUGACUCUUCGGUUUCUGAGUUUGUGUUGUUGGGACUGUCUACUUCUCGGGGAACAAAAGUUUUUCUCUUGUUGACAUUCUCCUUGCUCUACUUAGGGAUCAUCCUGGGAAAUCUCUUCAUUGUAUUUUUGGUAAUUGCUGAUUCCCACUUACAGUCUCCUAUGUACUUCCUGCUGGCCAACCUGUCCCUCAUUGAUGUGGGCCUUUCCUCUACAGCCAUCCCCAAGAUGAUCUCAGACCUUGCAAAUGAAUACAAUGUAAUUUCUUUCCAAAGUUGUAUGACUCAGAUAUGCUUCAUCCACAUCAUGGGAGGAGUGGAGAUGGUGUUGCUCAUAGCCAUGGCAUUUGACAGGUACACAGCCAUCUGUAAGCCUCUUCACUACUUGAACAUUAUGAGCCCAAAAAGAUGUGUUGCAUUUGUAAUCACUGGAUGGAUAACUGGGGUGAUCCAUGCUAUGUCUCAAUUUGCUUUUGUUAUAAACUUGCCUUUUUGCGGCUCUAAUAAAAUAGACAGCUUUUAUUGUGACUUUCCCAGGAUCAUAAAACUUACAUGCACAGAUGGAGCCAAGUUUGAGUUCAUUGUUGCUGCCAACAGUGGGUUUAUGAGCAUGGGCACCUUCUUCCUGCUAAUUCUUUCCUAUAUCUGCAUUUUGGUCACCGUCUGGAAACGUUCUUCAGGAGACUUAUCCAAGGCAUUUGUCACCUUGUCAGCUCACAUCACUGUGGUGGUUCUCUUUUUCACUCCAUGCAUGUUUCUGUAUGUGUGGCCUUUCCCCACAUCAUCAAUUGACAAAUAUCUGUUCAUUGUUGACUUUGCUAUCACUCCAGCCUUGAAUCCUGUCAUCUAUACAUUAAGGAACAAAGAUAUGAAGAUAGCCAUAAAAAGACUAAGCAAAUGGAGAUAUUAUGUCCAAUUUUGCUGACCAGAUCUGUCUUUGAAGUUCAAAAAUGUGUCUGCCUUUUGGACAUUUUUCACUUGACCACCUGCCAUUUAACAUGAUGUUGAGGCCAAACUGGAUGUGGCAUCUGCCUCAUUCAGUAGAUUUCUGCUACUUUUGUACAUGUACUGAAUUGCUUUUACUGCCAGGGGAAAUGUGAAUCUUCUGUAAUAUGAGUUAUUUAGUGAACAGCAGCAUUAUUCAUAAAUAAAGCUAUGUUGAUUAGUUUGAUGUAAGCACUCCAAAUUGUAGAAAAAAUCAACACAUUGUACCCCACAAAUGCAUAAUAGUAUUCAGGAUCUAU
Messenger RNA from Nycticebus coucang (slow loris), 1411 nucleotides. RefSeq names its product olfactory receptor 4F15-like. NCBI's taxonomy places the organism in Eukaryota, Metazoa, Chordata, Mammalia, Primates, Lorisidae. The record is from RefSeq and is a predicted model, not a curated record. The transcript is spliced from 2 exons. Gene Ontology annotation, biological process: G protein-coupled receptor signaling pathway. Gene Ontology annotation, cellular component: membrane. Gene Ontology annotation, molecular function: olfactory receptor activity; G protein-coupled receptor activity. Bases 157 to 1092 code for a protein of 311 amino acids.